AUGGCGCAAGCUGCCAAGCAGAUCCGCAAGAACAAGGACCUAGCCGAGGCCGCGGCCCAGGAGCAGAGGGAGAAAGAGGAGGAGAAGAUCAAGAAGAGGAACCGCUCGAGGGACCGCAGGCGCAAGGCAGAUACAGCGACCAGUUUUCUACGUGCAGCACGCUCGGGUAAUCUGGACAAGGCUCUGGAUCACAUUAAAAAUGGGAUUGACAUCAAUACAGCCAAUCAGAAUGGACUUAACGGGUUGCACUUGGCUUCGAAAGAAGGUCAUGUUAAGAUGGUGCUGGAGCUGUUGCACCAUGGAAUAGACCUAGAGGGCACCACAAAGAAAGGGAAUACUGCACUACAUAUAGCUGCACUGGCAGGUCAAGAGAAAGUGGUUGCCGAGCUAGUACACUAUGGUGGUAAUGUCAAUGCCCAGUCUCAGAAAGGUUUCAGUCCACUAUACAUGGCGGCACAAGAGAACCACCUUGAGGUAGUGAAGUUCCUGUUAGAGAAUGGAGCCAAUCAGAGCCUCCCUACUGAGGAUGGCUUCACACCACUGGCUGUUGCACUGCAGCAGGGUCAUGAGAACGUGGUGGCUCUUCUCAUCAACUAUGGUACUAAGGGGAAGGUGCGUCUGCCCGCUCUCCACAUCGCCGCCCGCAAUGACGACACACGCACUGCAGCUGUUCUGUUACAGAAUGACCCCAACCCUGACGUCCUUAGCAAGACUGGCUUUACUCCGCUCCACAUUGCAGCACAUUAUGAGAAUCUGAGUGUUGCACAGCUGUUGUUGAACAGGGGCGCCAAUGUGAACUUUACACCAAAGAAUGGAAUUACACCCUUACAUAUAGCUGCCCGAAGGGGAAAUGUGAUUAUGGUUCGGCUACUUUUGGACAGAGGAGCACAGAUAGAUGCCAGAACAAAGGAUGAGCUGACCCCACUGCACUGUGCUGCCAGAAAUGGACAUGUGCGUGUCAUCGAGAUUCUCCUGGACCAAGGAGCGCCCAUCCAGGCCAAAACUAAGAACGGCUUGUCUCCAAUCCACAUGGCAGCACAAGGUGAUCACAUGGACUGCGUCCGCCAGCUUCUCCAGUACAAUGCUGAGAUUGAUGACAUCACUUUGGAUCACCUGACGCCCCUGCAUGUAGCAGCACACUGUGGUCACCACCGCAUGGCCAAAGUACUGCUGGACAAGGGGGCCAAGGCCAAUGCUCGUGCCCUGAAUGGAUUCACACCUCUGCACAUUGCCUGUAAGAAGAACCACAUGCGCUCUAUGGACCUACUGCUCAAGCACUCGGCAUCUCUCGAGGCAGUAACUGAGUCUGGUCUAACACCCCUCCAUGUGGCUGCAUUUAUGGGGCACCUUAACAUAGUGAAGUGCCUCCUGCAGAGAGGAGCUUCUCCAAAUGCAUCUAACGUGAAAGUGGAGACUCCGUUGCACAUGGCUGCUCGGGCAGGGCACUGUGAGGUGGCUAAGUUCCUGCUCGAAAACUCAGCUCAGGUGGACGCUAGAGCUAAAGAUGAUCAGACGCCGCUGCACUGUGCAGCUCGGAUGGGACAUAAAGAGUUGGUCAAACUGCUGUUAGAGCAUAAAGCUAAUCCUGAUUCAGCUACUACAGCUGGACACACCCCUCUGCACAUCGCUGCUCGUGAAGGACAUGCCCACACGACACGCAUUCUCUUAGACGGCAAUGCCCAGCAACUCAAAAUGACUAAGAAAGGCUUCACUCCUCUCCAUGUGGCAUGUAAAUAUGGCAAAGUGGAUGUAGCAGAGCUACUUCUGGACAGAGGAGCAAACCCAAAUGCAGCAGGAAAGAAUGGACUAACCCCUCUACAUGUAGCUGUCCAUCACAACAACCUGGAUGUGGUCAAGCUGCUGGUCAGCAAGGGCGGAUCUCCACACAGCACAGCUAGGAAUGGUUACGCACCUCUACACAUUGCUGCUAAGCAGAACCAGCUGGAGGUGGCCAGCAGUCUGCUCAUUUCUGGAGCCAAUGCUAAUGCAGAGUCCCUGCAAGGCAUCACGCCACUCCACCUGGCCGCUCAAGAAGGACGACCUGACAUGGUAGCCCUGCUCAUCUCCAAACAGGCCAACGUCAAUCUCGGCAACAAGAGCGGCCUGACGCCACUGCACCUGGUUGCCCAGGAGGGUCAUGUAGGCAUCGCAGACAUGCUGGUGAAGCAGGGCGCCUCAGUCUAUGCAGCCUCAAGGAUGGGAUACACACCCUUACAUGUAGCAUGUCACUACGGCAACAUAAAGAUGGUGAAGUUCCUUCUACAACAGCAGGCACAUGUUAACAGCAAGACCAGGGUGGGCUAUACACCACUCCAUCAGGCGGCCCAGCAAGGUCAUACGGACAUCGUCACUCUCCUCCUAAAACACGGAGCUCUGCCCAAUGAGAUCACAACAAAUGGAACGUCACCCCUGGGCAUUGCUAAGCGGCUAGGCUACAUCUCUGUCAUUGAUGUACUAAAGCUGGUGACUGAGGAAUCUGUAUCUGUAAUAACCACUGAUAAGCAUCGCAUGAGUUUCCCAGAGACGGUGGAUGAGAUCUUGGAUGUCUCAGAGGAUGAGGGAGCUGCACAGCUAACAUUAGGUGAUGAGCUGUUGGGAAUGGAUGGCGCUCGCUACCUGAAGCUGGAUGACCUGAAGGAUCAAGAUGAUGACUUUCUUUCACCAAAGAAAUCCCUGCGGGAGUUUGAGAGUGGGAUGGGCACAACACCCUACUCACCUGCAAUUCCCAGAAUUCCAUGUGUAUCUCCAGAAACUGUCAUGCUUGACCAGCACACUCCUAUUCCUUUGCCUAAGGAGUAUGAUGAGGACUCUCUUAUCCCCAGUAGUCCUGCCACUGAAACCUCAGACAACGUUAGCCCAGUAGCCAGCCCCAUUCACACUGGGUUUCUGGUGAGUUUUAUGGUAGAUGCAAGAGGUGGGUCUAUGCGUGGAAGCAGACACAAUGGCCUCCGGGUGAUUAUACCCCCUCGUACCUGUGCUGCCCCAACACGGAUCACCUGCCGUUUAGUGAAGCCACAAAAACUCACGACACCUCCUCCCCUGGUUGAGGGAGAAGGCCUUGCCUCACGCAUCAUCUCCCUGGGGCCCUCCAGCAUGCAGUUCCUGGGGCCAGUGAUCGUGGAGAUCCCUCAUUUUGCUUCACUUGGAAGGGGAGAUCGAGAACUGGUGGUGCUUCGCAGUGAGAAUGGUUCAGUGUGGAAAGAGCACCGAAGCCGAUAUGGUGACGAUGUUCUAGAGACUAUACUUAAUGGCAUGGAUGAAGAUUUGGAGAGUCAGGAGGAGCUGGAGAAGAAAAGAAUUCGCCGAAUUAUCUCCACAGACUUCCCACUUUACUUUGCUGUGGUGUCACGUGUACAGCAGGAGAGUGAUUUAAUUGGUCCAGAGGGUGGUCAGCUAAUCAGUCAGCUAGUACCCCAAGUUCAGGCCAUAUUCCCUGAGACAGCAGUCACCAAACGAGUGCGACUGGGCCUGCAGGCUCAGCCUAUCCCAGACGAGUUGCUGACUCGACACUUAGGGAACCAGGCCACCUUCAGCCCUGUGGUGACGGUGGAGCCGCGCAGGCGUAAGUUCCAUCGGCCCAUCGGCCUGCGCAUCCCCCUGCCCCCCUCCUGGAGGGAGAGUCCACGCGAUGCUGGUGAAGGGGACACCACCAGCCUGCGCCUCCUCUGCAGCGUCAUUGGGGGUACGGCCCCGGCUCAGUGGGAGGACAUCACUGGCACCACCAAACUCAUGUACUCCAACAACUGCGCCAACUUCACCACCAAUGUAUCAGCAAGGUUCUGGCUGGCUGACUGUCCUCGAACAGCAGAGGCCGUGACCUUUGCCAACUUGCUGUACCGUGAGCUAACCGCCGUGCCCUACAUGGCCAAGUUUGUGGUGUUUGCUAAGAUGAAUGAGGCCCGUGAAGGCCGUCUUCGCUGCUAUUGCAUGACAGACGAUAAAAUGGACAAAACCCUGGAGCUGCACGAAAACUUCACUGAAGUGGCCCGUAGCCGAGACAUAGAGGUAAUGGAGGGGAUGCCGCUGCAUUUGGAAUGCUCUGGAAACCUUGUGCCAGUGAGAAAGGCCACACAGCAGCCUCGCACCUUCAGCUUCCAAGCCUUCAGAGACAACAGACUGCCCGUCUCAGUGAAGGUGCGAGACAGCAACAAGGAAUCCACAGGGUUCCUGUCUUUCCUCCGCAAGUCCACCAAAUAUGAGGAUGCACAGCAUGUGCUGUGUAACCUCAACAUUACCAUGCCUCCUUGUGUUAAGGUGGCAGGUGGUGAAGAACGCAGGCGGACUCUGACACCAUUGGCCCUGAGGGAGAGGUACAGCACCCUGAGCGAGUCGGGUCUGGCUGCUGUGAAUGCCUUGGAAAGGACAGAGAUGAAGAUUACACUAAUCACUGAGCAGCUGGGUUUAAGCUGGACAGAACUGGCCAGAGAGCUGCAGUUCAGUGUUGAUGACAUUAACAGAAUACGAGUAGAGAAUCCCAACUCCCUCUUGGACCAAAGUACAGCUCUGCUCAACCUGUGGGCCAUCCGAGAGGGCAAGAGAGCCCAGAUGGAAAACCUGUAUGGGGCACUAAAGAACAUUGACCGGUCAGACAUUGUGAAGUCUCUGGAGGAUCCAGUGCCACAGGCAAUACCCGAGGAGGGAGAGGAAGGAGCCUGCAGGCUGGUCGAGCGUGACUCUACACUGAUCUCUCCCAGCGUUGUUAAUGGUUAUGGGCUGGCGCAGGAAGAGCUGCUGUCUCCAGCAUCGGUGCAGUAUAGCCUGCCAUCUCCACUCGGCCCUGAGCCCUACUGGCAGGAGGUGUCGAGUCUGGAGUGUGCUCCAAUUGCCACCACUGAGGAGGACACCAUGAUGGAGAUGUCAGAUGUGCAGGUGUGGCCAGCAGGAAUCAGUCCAUCCCUUGUGACAGUAGAAGACUCUUCUGUUGAGGGUAGCAGUCGUGCAGACGACUCUGAGCCCAACACCCUGAGUCUGCCCUGUAGCAGCAGCCUGGGGCGGCCCAGCAGUGGGGCUAGUGGGGCCAGUGGCUCUAUCAUGGAGCUAGAGGAAGAGGAGGAGGAAGAGGAGGUGGAUGAAGAAGACAUGCCACAUGAACUGGAAAAAGAAAGGGGCCAUGCCAGUGGUGCUAUCCCUAAAGUCAACCACAAUGGGCAAGUUGGAGGUCAGAGGUCGGAGAGCAGGAGAGCAGAGGUGGCGGCAGGCAGCAGCAUGGCAGGAGGAGCUAGAGGUGGAGGAAUAGGAUGUGGAGUGAUUGGAUUAGGUGCAAGCUCAGGGGAAAAGUUUUCUGUUCUUACAGGGCAACAGAUCUAUGCCCAGCUGCGUGAGAAAACUGGCCUGACCCGAGCACUUGAGCACAAUGGAGACAGGUUAAGUGGCGGUGCAUUUCAGCCCUUCCUCCAGGAGAAGGCCAUUGAGUGUGUGACGGAGCAGAACCAGGCCCGUGUAGCUCAAGAAGCCUUGCUCACUCCGGUACGUGACACGGGUCAGUCAGAGGUCCUGCGUGGAAGGUUUAUGGGCACUCAGCCCUUUGAAAAGGGACUCGGCUUCCCCCAUCAGGGUGCAAACAAGCCACAAAGAGACGAGCCAGUUGAUUUUACCAGUGAGCGUGCGAGUGAGGAGCAGUUCACUGAUGAACACGGAAAUGUAGUCAGCAAGGGCCGGACGUUCACUGCCAAACCAUCCUUCACCCAAAUACAUUUGGGAGACAGAACAAGACGAGAAGCGCACAAGAGGCAAGACGACGAAAGGAAAAUGGGAGGCGGUGAAUGAUAAAGAACCACAACUCACACCAACAUUCACAAAAAAAACAACAACAGAAAUACCAAGGAGCCACACUUGAGAAAAGAAAGGAGAAACAUAAGAAGAUCUACCUGUACUUUUGUAAAAUUUUUAACAACAGUGAAUAAAAGAGGACAACUAGAUUAGAGCAUGAUUUUUUUUGUAUAAAAGUUCAUGGAAAAAAAACAUUAACAAAAAAAAACAACAAAAAGUGCUUCCUGUCAACUGUAAAUGCAUGAUCGACUGCUGGUGCAUGACCUAUGACCUUUGAGCUGUCAUUAUCUAUCAACUAAAAAAAAACUGGAUGAGGAAAAGGGCCGUCACAGGAUAUGGGGAAAUUUAAGGAUUUGGAACAACACAGCCAAAUAGAAAAAAAUCUAAAUGGAAAAAAAAAACCCCGCCAACAACAUUUUGACAACACGACACAGCGUAAAGCUUACGCUGAUCCCAUCAGUGCUUCAUCUCCACAGGCCCUUUAUCCUGGUCUUAUAUGUGAUAUAUGCACUCUAUGCUAUGCGAACGUUGUUGUGUGUGUGAGUGUGUGUCCGUAUAUAAUGCAUGUGUACUUGCUUCCGGCUGCUGAAUGUCGUUUUUUCUGCCGUGACACUUUUUUGAGUGUGAGAAGGAGUUUGAGAGCUGUGCUCAGCUGUGUGUGUGUGUGUGUGUGUGUGUGUGUGUGUGUGAUUACAGACUUUUGUUCUUUGUUGUGAAAUGUGUUUGUGUUUUCUUAAACAGUCCUCCACAUUUUUGUCACUUCCUGGUGGAAUUGGAGGAUCCCCCCCUGCGUAGUGGGAAUAUUUCAAGAAAUUGGGUUCUCCAGCUGGAGGUUGUGUGUUUUUUUUUUGUCGGUCUUCGUGUGCCAGCGCAACACCCCAAUGUCCCUACUACUAGAGACAUGCUGUAUGUUCGUGCUCUCAGUAAUAUGUAGAGGAGGUAAAAAUGCAUAUCAACAGAAAACAGCACAUUUCAGCCAAAAGUCCUUUAUAAUAAUGUUAACAAAAUGCUCCUAAAGCUGAGGUAAAAAAGUAAUUUGUAUUUAAAAUUUAGCAUGUGGUACAAAAAACCCCCAUAAGAGAUGUAAUAAUAUAUUGAUAUAAGAUAUUAUAUUAUAUGUUAUUGUAUAAUUCUUCAUUCUGAUUGGUCAGAAGGUGUUGAUUAAUUGUGCAGCUGCAAAUCUUAUUUGUUAAGUUUAUAUUAAGGCGCUCGUUGUAAUAUGUGCUUGUUUCUAUGGAAACAGUUCAUUUACAGGGAUGUGCACAUGGAUGCACUAUAUAAAUCAAUUUAAAAUGUGUUAUCAUUGAUAUACUGAUCAGUGAUAUGUUGUGUAGCGAAACACUUAUGAUAGUGUUCUCUAGAGGGACGUCACUUUAAUUUAAGCAACAGAAGAAAAGAAAUCUUCAUGACUGAGGAGUUUAUGCUUUGUUGUUUGUCAGUAAUAUAACAAGCCACCUUUUUAAAAAAAAAAAAAAAAUCAUAUUAACUUUCAACGAGCAAAGAAACUGUUACUGGUGAGCAAACAUUAGUUUUAGCUGCUAAAACCUAAGUGACUAUAUGUUUUAUGGACUUUCCACAUGUCGCUGUAAAUGGAUGAAAAGUAUCAUGUUCAGUAAUGCAAAACAUUUUAAUUGUCUGACUGUUGAGCUACGAGGAGAGUGAAACGCUUUGGGUCUGCUGUUAUGGAAAAAUAAUCAGGCUGCAUCGCAUCAACGGUUGCAUAUCAGUAUUAAAACCCUAUUGAGUAAAUGGUCAAUAUCUAAUGAAAUAUCCAAAAGGUUUCACCUCUUAUAGCUUCAGGAACAAUUUGUUUGCAAAUGAAAUGUAGGACCUUUGGCUGAAAAUCUGCCUGAAAUCUCUCUCUCUCUCUGACUCUCUCUCUGAUGAUCUUUCGUGCUUCCCAUUUAUUAAAUUGUGUGCUUCCUCGUUUCCUUUCCUUGCUUCUCUUCCUCGUGGUUUGGCUGCUCUGAGUAAGGACACGAGGAAAAGCUGCAUGAAAAGGAAACAAACACAGGAAAAAUCUGUAGCAGAAGGAUUUACCUAAUAAGACACUCUUGUUUACUAAAGCCUCAGUGAAAUGAAGUAUUGUGUUGCUGAGUUGCUAAACAGCCAUACACUAUAUCACGAUGUUCACACUAGCAAGUGACAAGUGGCUUGUGUCGCUUGUACUUCCUCUCUUGUGGGCGUGUAGCAACCACUUCUGUUGUCUCUUGUGGGACAACGGCAUGAACAGCCUUACCUUUUUAUAGGUCUUUUAAAACCAACUAGUUACGCAUAAAUUAGAGUGUGAAAAUUGGUUGUUUGACUUACUCAUGUCCUUAACCAGAGGUCAUAUAUGCCAUGAAUGCAAUUUUUUUUAAAACUAAUUUCAGGUAUGUAGGAACUGAGGCUGUGAAAGUAUAACUGAAGAAGCAUUGAUUGCAGACACCAUAGGAUUGGUCUAAAGAAUGAUUUACCUAGUAAUACCUAAUUUACACAGUACUGAGAUCAUCUCAUUUCAGACAUUGCUUGUUGCUCAACGCUGUCACUGAAAUUUUGGCUUCAUAUUGCACACAUACUGUAUGUAAAAAAUGAAUGAUCAUCUGUUGCAUUGUCACACUGUAGUGUGAAUGAUAGAGUUACUUGUCACUGACCAAAAAGGACUUCCAUACACACACCAACCAAUAACAGAAACUAUGCGCAUAUGCAUGCCUAAACAUCACCUCUUUAAUCUAUAUGAGCACACAUACUUAUACUACACCUCACUUUUGUUUAUUCGUUUUUCUGAAUCAUUUUUUAAAUGUUUUUUUUUUCUUAGGUGUGCAAAGAAUUGAUGCAUAUCAAAAAAAUAGACAGUAGAACUGCUCGAUCAAGGAGGCAUCAAUUAGCGCACUGGGAAGCACAAAGUCUUUAUCUCCUCUAUCUUCUACUCUAUGUGCGUCUGUAGCUCAGCCUUCUCUUAAAGCCCCGUCCACUCUGGACCCCGGAGGAAUGAUGUACAGUAGCACAUCAUGCCGCUUUCAUCUCUCUGUCCUGUUCAUGUACAUGCUACAUUUUCAGGGCAUUUGAUCCAGCUUGCCCCUUAACUGAUUACACUCUGAGUUAAUACUGGUGUAAUGCAUCUGACAUUUGAUGGCAUUUAAAUAUAUUUUUAAAAAAUGAAACAUUUAAAACUUCCUUAAAAUCACUAUAAGUGUACAGUAAAGCACAGACAGAUACAAUCUAUACAGACAGCACUGUGAUCGUCCACCUUGAAAUUAAUUGACCCCUGAACUGUGACAAUUGUCUGUCCUUUGUGGGUUUUAUAUCUCUCUCUCUCUCUCUCACACACACACACACACACACACACACACACACACACACACACACUUACACACACACACAGCUCUUAAUUUACAGCAAAAUCCAAUACAGGCAUCUAUACACAUCCUUAAUCAUCUUUAUUUCUAUGUUCAUGCACAAAUUCCAAAUCAGCUAAAAAAUAUUUACCCUUCAACUACCAAAGCAAUAAUAUCAAAUAAUAACAGUAUCAUUGUGACAGUUUGGCAUUUAUGUGUGUGUGCGUGUGUGUAUGUGUGUACACGUGUAUUUAUUCAGUGUUUACCCUAGUAGCAUUUCUAUUUGACUCUGUUGAUAUGAGUAUAUACAUUACUUAUAAGUAUAAAUAGACAUUAUGAGUAUUAAAGUUGCACCGUGUGCAAGAGUGUAACGCUCAAACCAACCCAAGUUUGUCGAAAUGACCUCCAGGGGCACUAUCUGAAAGCUGCAAGCUUAGACGCUUAACUGAAGUCUGACGGACUCACUUCAAAUGUAGCACACAACCUUAUAUGUUAUUUAUGUUCAACAAAGAAAAAGAGGUUUUAAAAAAUAUAUAUAUAUUUAUGACUCUUUGGCAUGAAUGAUAACAAGAAUGAAUGAAUGAUUGUAUUGAUACAAAGUAAAAAAUGAUCUGUGAAUAUGUCAGUAAGAAAAAGCAGUGAUUGUAUAUUUAUUGUUAAGGAUUUCUCUGUGGAUGAGUGAAACCCAUAUUCUCUAAACAUGUCACCUCCGCUCACUCAAGUCCUACUGACUAUUUAAACUUCACUCAGGUUUUGUGUUUUAACCAAUGAUUUUUCUUCCACUAUAUCUCAUCUAGCGUAUGUAACAGAACUAUAAAAAAAAAAGUUCAGAGAUGAAUCAAAUUCAUGCAAAUUCCUCUUUGCACCAAAUGAAAUCAAUGCAUUUAAAGAGUCUAAUGUAGCUAACACAAAAGUCAGCAUGAAAAUUCUAGUGUUGAAAAAUCUUCAUCUUUAUGUAUACCAGCAAGUGACCAGAAAAUGUUAUAUAAAAUAUGGUGUGAGCAGUCAUGUUGUUUUCACAUCUCUUGCUGGUCUUGGGGUUAAGAAGAUUAUAGUGUACUGUGCUAAACCUGGGUCACCCCUUCAUUUCUUCAUAUUUUGCUUCCAAAGAGUCAAACUGUCUUGUUUUUUUUUUAACAUAGUCUUAAGAAAUAUUUUUCCAUGCUUCCUGAAGGACUUUCUUUUCUCUUUUUGACUCAUUUUUUAGGCCAGUCCAUGUACCUUAACAGUUUCAGAAGACUGGUUUGUGUUUGUUAUGCCGCACAGUGACCAUGAAUUAUUCAAGCAUAAAAAAAAAAAUAAAAUAAAAAAGAUGACAGAUGAUCAAGCUGGAGAUUGGUAUCCUGGUAUCCUGGUGAUGCUAAAUGCUAAGUGGUUGGAACAGACGAGAGAGGAAAUGAGGUUGCUGCUGAGGUUGUUCCAUGAACAAUGUUUAAAUUGUAUCUUUACCCAAUUUGUAGCCUGCUGCAGUAAAAAAAAAAAAAAAAGUUCACAUUUCUUUAAUCUGCAUAAUUUUAUUUCAUUUAAUAUGAAGAAAUGAGGGUUGUUCAAAACCUUCGAACAGUACUGUAGCAGUUGCAUCACUGGCUUAAGGAGCGUUUUCUUUGAUUUUUUUUUCCUAGGUGAGAGUCUACUUGAAAAUCUUCUUUUUUUCUUACCACAGUUUAUCUUUGCGCAUUCUAAGGGUGUGAUAGACUUCCAUUCCUUGUUAGCUACAUUAGACUUGGACUUGUUGUACACCAAACAUGUCUUACCUGAUUCUGCUUUUGGCUUGAAGGGGAACUAUGUGUUAAUUUGAUGUUUUGUCAGAGUUUUCCAAUGUCUGGGAAAUUAAAAUUCUUAUUAUUUUCAGGGAAUUUAAAUUGUACCUGAGCAUUAUUUUCUGACAGGGUUCAGUCUAACUGUCUAAAGAUGUUUAGUGAUGUUGGGGUGUGAGGCGAUGGUAAGCAACUAAGUGAGAUAAAACGAGAUCCAUAAUGUUUAGACUUGUUAUUAG
Messenger RNA from Clarias gariepinus (North African catfish), 11082 nucleotides. RefSeq names its product ankyrin 1, erythrocytic b (gene ank1b). Lineage: Eukaryota; Metazoa; Chordata; Actinopteri; Siluriformes; Clariidae. The transcript has 42 exons. Bases 1 to 5766 code for a protein of 1921 amino acids. Gene Ontology annotation, molecular function: protein binding. Gene Ontology annotation, biological process: signal transduction. The record is from RefSeq and is a predicted model, not a curated record.